UUCAGUCUGAGUGCGGCAGGCAACGAAUCGGGACGGAGUGUUUACUACAUUUUACAGCUUUUAAAACUCUUUAAAACCCGAAACUGGUAAUUAACACCGUAUACUUUGUUUACAUCAUCUUUGUCUGUGACAUUGUAGCAUUAAAGCGAAUACCACGGUUAUUACAAAAUACACAGCAGUCUCGUAAAGCUCCUUUAACAUUGAGCUAACGUUACAUGGUUUAGUAGGCCUCUCUUUUCUAGCAUGGGCUUUACGAGAAAAGUAUUGAGAUGAUAACAUCAGUUUACUUAUAUUCUGAUAAUAGCUAUUAGUCGAACUAACUGAUAAUGUAAAUUCACUAUAUUAUUUAUGAAGGUAUUAUUCUAAUCUUUGUUGAUCAUUAUAUAGUAACGUUAGUGUCUUUUCUUCAUCGCUCGUAGUUCGUUCCAGCUAGCUUUGGGCUACUUUUUAUUACUCAACAGUAAGUAUGUGAUUGUUUUCUUGACUGUCUUGGUUUCUAAGCUUUCGCCAUACAUACAGACAGGUGGCAAAUUAAAGGAAAAAAUGAAUUAAAUGAGUGGAGAAGAUGUAGGUGCAGGUUCGCUGUAUAGUACAGAUAAGCAUUUAAUAUCCAAUCAUACUCUGAGGCGUUUAUGAUAUUACUGAACAGGCCCAGUUGAUUCUGAUUUUGUAUCAAGAUGGCAAGAGGAAAAGAGCUCAGUGAAAGCGGGUUGAUUGUUAGAGAAAUGAUGGCAGGAACUUUAGUCACAAAGACUGCCCAUUUGGCUCGUGUUUCAAUAGGAGCAGUGACAGUAAGAUCUAUGGGAAAGACAUCAGUAAAUAGGGUUGUAAAUUGUGGUCGACAGAUUAAAUUUGAUGACCGUGAUACCUCGUACAUUACUGCGAUAUGUAAGAAAAAACAGAAUAGCAACUCUUCCUCUGAUGAUUGACAUGAUCAGAUUGUCAUCAAGAACAGUCCUUAGAAAAUUACAUAGAGAAGGAUACUAUAGUAGGAUUUCAAUGCCUAAACCUCUCAUCAAUGGUGCAAAAACCAUAGGCACUGGUCUACAGAGAUGUGGAAUAAAGUGAUAUGGUCAGACGAGUCGUCCGUCACCAUAUUCUGCACAAGUGGGUGACUGCAUGUGCCGCGUUCACUGAGAGAACUGUACAAGCUUGAUUGGUUGACCCACAGUGAGGGGAUCGGUCAGUGCAAAUCAACACAAAGUUGAUGUGAGUGUCGACCACCUUUGUCCUCCUGAUGGGGGCGGUCUCUUCCAGGAUGUCAGUGCCCCCAUCCAUAGGGCACAGGGGCUCACCAAAUGGUUUAAUGGGUAUGAAAGUGAUGUGAUGCUAUGACCGUCACAGUCUCCACAUCUCAACCCAGUUGAACACCUAUGUGAGAUUUUGGACCAACAUGUUAGACAUCGCUCUCCACCACCAUCAUCAAAACACCAGAUGAGGGACUAUCUAUUGGAAGAAUGGUGUUCAUCCCUCCAGUAGAGUUCACAGGCUGUACAAUCAAUGCCAAGUUGCACUGAAGCUGAUUGGCUGGUAUGUGGUGGCCCAACGUAGUUUUUUUCCUUUAACUUGUCACCUACCUUUUAUAUUGAACCAUUGCUGAAGGUGACCUGUAGUGUAUGUCAUUUCCCAAAAAACAUCAGUUGUGGUUAGUUAGUUGCACCAGUUAUUUGGCCCAUAAUUUAAAAUGAAAAGGCAAGGUGUAGAAGUAUUUGCAUAACAAAUAAUGUGAGGUGAUGCCAUUUUGUUACUUUAGAGUGUAUUCUUUUCCUGUUCCUUAAGAUGGAAGCCAGAGUUGUUUUUCGGGCUUAUCAUCAGUGUCAAGCUAGAUUAAAUCAACAACAGGUCUGAAUGCCAAAACAUUUAUUCUGGAGUAGAUAGUGGAACUAUAUAAGCAUGGGUUGACAAUGCAGUGUAGUGACAGUAGGAGCAUGUUUGUCUCAUGUUGCUGUAUCUUGAGUGUGCAAAUGUCAAACUCCCUUCUUUGUAUUUGCGCACAACUGUCUGUCUCUGAAUAACCCUUUUUCAGUUCCCUGGGGAGUGUUUUUGAUUGAUUUGUAGGUUUAAAACCAUCCUCUUGGCAUUGGCCCUUUGUGGGGAUCCCUGGAUAUGGAUAGCUUGGCCCCCCCAUGGUCCCCCCCUCAUUGAGAAUACAUGGGCAGAAGAUUUUUUUUCCUCUUCAGCAUUGGUAAUCAACAGCUGAAAAUAUCCAAAAGCUUGAGUAACCUGGCCAUCUUUUCUGCUGCCAUCACCUAAAUGGCACCAAGUGUGCAAAAUGCCACCAAGCCCAAGAAGAAGCUGAAGAUGUUUUUUUUCCCCCCAUUCACCCGCCAGUCCAUGUUUGUCUCCUUUUUGCCACAUCAAUUAAAGCAUUUUUGGAUCUUUUUUUUUUCUUUUCUGGCUCUUUAUGUCCCCCUAUUCAUUUCUUUCAUUAGUUACACCAAUUAAUAAAAAAUAAUAAAAAAAACAAACAUCCCCAAAAGGACUCAAUUGCAUCCAGCAUCAGAAAUGUUUAGCAGUCUGGCGUCUCAGAGUCUCAGAGAAGGGAUGUCGUAGGAAGACAAGUGUCUCUGGGCGAUCCACCCCCCUUUUCCUCUUAUCUCACGGAUCAAGUGUUCCUUCAGGACUCCAUACCGCCAAGGAGACACCCCACCAGCAGUCUGCACAAGAGGGAGACAACUUCUCAGCCACCUCAGGGAGAGUUCUGUUGGCCCUGAAGACAACCAGCUGCUGGGUUUAAAGGUCAUAACCUCAUCACCUCCGCCUCUCAAGACGCACACCGGCCUUACUAUGACCAACCAUGGAGACGACUGCUACUUCUUUUACUAUUCCACCUGCGCUAAAGGAGACAGCUGCCCGUUCAGACACUGUGAGGCAGCUAUGGGAAACGAGACUGUCUGCAACCUCUGGCAGGAGGGGCGCUGCUUCCGUACCGUCUGCAAGUUUCGCCACAUGGAGAUCACUAAAAAGAGAAAGGAGAUACCUUGUUAUUGGGAGAACCAUCCAGCCGGCUGCCAAAAGCCACACUGUGCCUUCUUCCAUGAAAAGGCCCGUUAUAUUGAUGGUGCCUACGUCCCACCUGAUAAAAGUCAAAGCAAGAACGAGGAGCAGCCGUGUGAGGAACCAGCUCCCCCACCACCAGCCCCUCUCCCCACUGCAGCUAACCCUCAGCUCAGAGGAGUCAUCAAGACAGAGGGUCAGGAGCCUGUACCGAGCCCCACCCACCCACCAGUGGUGAUUAAUCCAGCUGACGAUGACGAGGACGAAGAUGACCAGUUCUCAGAAGAGGGAGAGGAGGGCAAGGUCGGCACUUCUCCUAGAAAGCUCCCCAAAUCAGAUGAAUCGCUGAACUUUGGAGUGAGCACCCUGGAGGAGAUCCGGCUGAGGAAGGCCCUUAAAGCCAGCAUGAAGAGAGCCGGUUAUCCCAUCCAGAGCGCUGACACCUCUGCCAACGGAGAGAAAGAAAACAUCCAGUCAUUUUUCAGACCGGCCCUUUAUGAAGCCAGAGAUGCCCCGCUUGUCUUUGAAGAACCAGGGAGACCUAGAAGCAGUGUGGCUGAAAGGCUUGGAAGGAAGGUGCCCAUCACAGAUGUGAAAAGAGAAGGACUGAAAAGGAGUCUAGCUGAACGUCUGGGUAGAGGUGUGGAUGAAGAAGAGCAUCCUCAGAAAUCUUUAAAGCAUGUUAAAGAAAGACUUGGAUUGCAUGCUGGUCAUGUUGGACUCACUGAAGCAGCAGCUGAUAGCAAUACAGGCCCAGAGAAAGCUGCUGAGCAGAUCCGCAUUAAAACUCUGGAGGAGAUCAGACAAGAGAAAGCAGCUCAGUCUCAGAGCCAGAAAGACAGUCCUUCAGCCACAGCUGAAAUCACUGUUAACACCAAAACCACAAAGGGUGUAAAACGAGCCAUCACCGUCAAAGACGACUCCAUCAGCCACAUAAAAACCUUUUCUGAGAUCCUCCAUGCCAAGAAGAAAAAGGAAGAGCAGGAGCACAACCCCAGCCCUAAGAAGACCAAGAACGCUGCUGAGAAAGCUGCAGGCAAGAUCCAGGGAGAGCCUGACCCAGCUGAACCCGGGCCUGAGUCUCCAAACACAGGGGAGAUCAGAGUGAAGACCCUGGAGGAGAUCCGCAGAGAGAAGGCAGCCAGGAUUCAAGCCCAGCAGACUCAGGACACUGAAAACAAGAAGAGCCCGAAUACUGAGGAGAACGGUGCUAAGAAGCCUCGCCUACUGCGCGCCAAGAAAGCAGCUUCUCAAAGCAUCACCACAUCUGAGAAUAGUGAUGAAGUGACGGACAAGCCACUGAAGACUCCUGCUGCUUCUCCUCAGACCAUGUCUGCCACCAACAGCGUCAAGGUAAAGAGCUUUGAGGAGAUCAUGCGGGAGAAACGCCUCCGCAGGCAGGAGAUGGAGGAGCAGGCUUCCUCCAGCAGCCAGGACAAAGCUGACUCUGAAGCAGUGCCGUCACAAAAACCAUCAACAGGCAGCACCCUGAAGAGGAAGGUUCCUGCUAGAGUCACCCUCACACCACCAGGCUCUUCAUCACCUUCCUCCACCACUGUGGUCCCUGACUCUACCCCCUCCGCCCAAAAAGUCCCUGUUCGUAAACAGAUCCCCCUCAAAUCCAAGGCUGCGUCACCCCUGAACAGCACUGCUGCUGUCCCUGUGCAGCAGGGUGAGAGCCAGUCCUGCUCACAGAGCCCCAGCAGCUCCAGAGAGGUCCCGGAAAGAAACACAGUGAGCUCCACUGCUCCUCAGGGUCCCACUGCUGAGAAAACACUCAACACUAAUCAGAAGAAGUCCCCAGAACACAGUGCAGACACCAAAGUGAGGCCCAAACUGAAUGUGAAGCCGUCUGUGAUGAAGCCAGUGCAGAUGAAGCCGGGCCCGAAGAGGAGAGGAACAGAGCGGUCUGCUGUAGCUGCAGUCAAACCUCUGAACAGCACCUCCACUGUGCUGGAGGAGCAUUUGCAGGAUGCAACAUGCAGAGACAGACAGGUGUUCCCAUCCUCCAGCACAGAGGCUCAGCUGAGCUCUGCUGUUCCUCAUAGUCCCAGCACCCUGCUGGAGACAGGCUCCAGCUCCAGCCCUCUGAGAGAGGAUCUGCAGACUGUCCCUGUCUUCAAACAGAGUCCAAGCCAAGAAACCAGGCCGGCCAGCACUGCUGCUGCCACAGAGACCUGUACAGUCCCCCAAAGCCCGGUCAUGAAGAGUCCCUCUCAGCCUAAGCCACGGAGACCGAGUGUGGCCCAGCCCCGCACCACCUCCACCUCCAGCGUCGCCUCAACCUCAGCCGUGGACGACUUCGAGGAGCUGAUCAACGAGUUUACGGACGACCACAUGGAGGACGACGUGGACCCCGGCAUCGGAGAGGACGACUUACUGCAGGAGCUGUCAGAGAUGAUUGACAGCUGAGGGCUCCAUCAUCACCCCGCCUCAAACCUCUCACAACCUUGUCUUGUGAUAGUGUGUUUGAAGACCAUCACCCACUAUUCACUAUAGAGCGUUUUGUUUUGUUUUUUUAAGACAUUUUUCUUAAAAGUCCAACUUAUUUUAAACAUUAGGGUCAUAUUUGUUGUUCUUUACAUUUUAGACAUAUUCUCUUAUCCAGUUCUUUCUUCAUUUUCUGCUCUUAUGAUUAUUUUAAAGACCUUGUGUUAUUCUACAGAGCUUCAUCAUGUUUUAUGAUCAUUUUAUGAAAGCAGCUGUGGUGCUUACAGAUGUAGUUUAGACCACUGUCAGUUGGUCAGGAACUCCUGGAAGAUGUUAAGGGUUAAAAUGAUGAAUGUGUUUUAGAGAGAAGUCAUUUCUGUAUACUGUGUAUGCACCGGGAAGAGCAAGCUGAAUAUAGCAAUGAUUCAUUCUGUUGCAUUUACAGUAGCCUGCCCCCCCUCACUUGUUUUUGUUUUUAUAUGUAACAAGAUUGUUCAGUUGGUUUCCAGAUUAUGACAUUUAAAUGUAUGAAUUUCACUGUCAUGGUGAGCAGCAAACUUUAAAACCUCAGAGGAAGUAAAAAUAUAUUUUCCAAAUCUCAGCAGUCAUCAUGUUGAUGUUAGUUUAUCCAUCAGUUCUAAGUUAUAUUGAUUUUCCACUCAGAUCUUAAUGAGUGCACCUUCUGCCUGUGACUGUCCCUUUUUAUAAUGUGUGAAAUGCAUUCGUUAGUUUGAACAGUUCUUUUACUCAGCAUCCAUACUUUAAAACUAGUGUGGGAUAACCUCUCUGGUCUUUGUUAAUGAACACCUCAGGGACUGUUUCUGAUGUUUCUAUGUUCUUUAUAUGAUCGACACAACACUGUAUUUCAUUUCAACAAUGCUGUCUUUAGCUGUUUUUUCCCUUUUUAUGUUGGCAUUGGUUUAUCAAUGUGAUCUGAGAAAAGAAGAACUGGUUUGCUCUGUCCUGACCCUUUUCAACAAGAGUUUAAAGUGACUUGUAUAAAUGACUGUGUAAAUAAAAAAUGCUUUUAAUUGAUAA
Molecule: messenger RNA, 6465 nt
Organism: Scomber scombrus (Atlantic mackerel)
Lineage: Eukaryota; Metazoa; Chordata; Actinopteri; Scombriformes; Scombridae
Gene: zc3h11a
Product: zinc finger CCCH-type containing 11A
Exons: 16
Coding region: 2788-5409 (873 amino acids)
Molecular function (GO): metal ion binding
Source: RefSeq, a predicted model, not a curated record